AAAGCACGCUCAUAUUUUUGGCUUCUUUUGAUCGUGGAUUUGUUUAUUUAUCACGGCCCUUCAAGUUUGCAGUGAAGUACGGAGGAAAGCUGGGCAGAAGCUCAUGGGAUUUUCCAAAUCGAAAAAAAAUCGCAGCGUCAUGUGACCCCGACGCCUUCUUCCCACGUCUCUCCCGUUGCUUGUUCUCGCAUGUGUACGUGUUGUGAGGGAAAUGGUUUUAGGAGCUAAAGGCAGCGCCAAUGUUGUCGAAAAUAUUCUCCUUUGGUGCACGAAAACCUGGGAAAAAGCACAAUGAUGGCGACCUCGAAACACCAGACGAAAUUCUUGCUACUAGAAGGCCCUUUCCACAACUGGAACAUGAUGAGAUAAGAAUUCUGGUGUUCAAGGAAUGUGAUCGCAAAGGAAAGACCUUAUUGUUUGACUCCAAAGCAGUUCCCAAGAGCAACAAUCAACAGGAUGCGGGGCAGAACAGAAUUUCUGAUUCAGACAAGAAGCUUUCUGGAGGCCCCAGGCUUGAGCAAAAAGGAGGCAGAUCUCAGUCAAAAUUACAGUAUGCACGACAAAGUCACGACUCCAAAAUGUUGGGGGAGAUGAUCUUUGGCUCUGUGGCAAUGACAUACAAAGGGCAAACAGUCAAAGUCCAUGAAAUAAGAACUCCACACCAGCUCUUACUGACCAAUGUGUUUGCUGUCCAACCAAGAAUUGUUCUGCCCAGCUGUGGUGAUUCAAGCGAUUAUUACAGCACCAGCAGUAGUCAUGUAGAUUCAGGAAUAGGAGACAGUUCAAACAGACUUGAUCCAGACUGUGAGUCAUUGUCAUCACAGAACAGUUUUUCUAAACUUGAAGAUUCUGUUCUUGGGAAUUCCUCCAAACCAAUGGCUGUCCCUGGCUCUUCGCCGGUAGUUGUCAUUGAUGCUGAUGAAGACAGUGGAUUCACAGCAUCUGUUGAUAGUAACACAUCAUCAUGGUUCACCUCUGCAUCCUCACCUUGUGGCAGUUACCACAGACGUCUUCGUCGAAGUCAUGCCACCAGUAUUGACAACAGUUUUGGAAGGAAGAGUGAUGAGUUAUCUGAAGAUAUUUCUCCACCUGUGGGAAGAAGACCAAAGCUGGGUAUUGGUAUUUUGUUUACUCUUGGUGACAAUGAAGAUAGAAGCAGGGCUCUUCAAGGGGUAUUUUUUGCACAUUUCCCUUUGUUUGAAUUGCACGUGAUGAAACUUAGAGUGUCCAUUGAGAAUGCUUGUUUUGGAAAGCCAAGGUUAUUUACAAGUCAAGUCAUUGAGGCAGUGAACACAUUUCGAGACACAAUUCACAAUAUGCUUGCAACACCAAGACUCAAGGAACCAGUUUGGUUGAACAUAAUGACACAUUCUUCACAUCGCUCGCAGCUGUGUGAGAAAUUCAUGGUUGAGUUGGUUGACUGCCUCAAAGUUGGAAACAGCAGGGAGACAAACUUUUUCAUGGCAGCUGUUCUGACAGCUGUGUUGCAGAAUCAUCUUGCAUGGGUGUCAACAGUAAUGCCAGCUGGAACAGCCCCAAGCCGAGCAUUUCUGGACAAACAUUCAUCCAAAACUUUGGAUCUGCUUGCUCAGUCACAUCCAUACAAUCCACUCUGGGCUCAGCUGGGAGACUUGUACGGGGCAGUUGGAUUUCCUCUUCGAGUUACAAGGACUGUAGUUGUCGGGAAAGACUCCAAAAUUGUUUCAAAAGUGUUGAAUAUCCUAAGUUAUUUCAUAAGAUGUACUGAGGUGUUUGAACAUGUACAGAAAAGAGAUGAUGAAAGCAAGGAUGACGUGAAGGAGAACAUCUCUUGUUUUGGUCAAGAAAGUAUACAGACUGUCUGCUCCCAGUGUGGAAGCAAAUCUCUUUCUGAAGUUGAAAACUCUGGGAAAACUUUAACGACUGAGCCAAGUGUUUGUAUGCAAUGUAAACAGAACUGCGAAGGAAAGUGUGUGCAACAUGACAAGUUAACAGGCAAAGAAAACAGAGAGAUAAUACGUGAGCAGUUGAUUUCAAAAUUGCAAGGUACUAAUGGGCUUACACAUUGUUUGCAUUGCAAUGCAAGAAUUACUGACGGAAGCUCAGUGGAAAAACUUCCAGGCAUUGAAAUACUUCAAUCUGUUUGCACAUGUAACAAGAUCUCAAAUGGAGGUGUGCACAAGGAGUUGAAACAUUUUAUGAAAGAUUCAAACUUGAUAGCUCUUGCUAAUAGUCACUGUGGCUCUUUCCAAUGUUAUUGUUGCAAGAAUGCAUCUGAAAAAGGAAGCAUUGUUCCUAAAGGAAGAAAGUUCAAAUGUUACUGUGGCUUGGAAAUCGAUUCUGACAAGAAUCAGGCAAAGCAGAAUUGCGUUCAUUGUUGUGCUCAAUGUUUAGAAAAACUUCAGUCCUCACAAAGUGCCAAAGGCAACUAUCCUACAGAAAUAAACAAUUCUCUAGCAACCAAGAUUUUGCAGGCUGUUCAAAGGCAAGAUUCUGUUGGCAGUGGUAAUGAAAAUGUGGGUAGGCGGAUUUCUGAGGCAGACAGUUGUAUUUCAGAGGACAGAGACUCCAUGUCUCUGAAAAAUAAUGUGUUAGAUAAAUGCACUGAUGUGGAAGAGAGUAUAGCAUCUUAUGGACGAAGUGGAUCAGCUGAUUCGGGCAUCCAUCAGAGCCCUUUACACUCGCCCUCCAUUCGAAGACCUGACAGUUUUCCAACUGUUGUCUCGUGUCAUGUGGAAGACGAGCAAUUGCCGGAAGAAAUUCCUUUACCAAGGACUGAAGAAGUGAGCUUCUCCAUAAACAGCAAAUCAGAUGAUUGGAAAAUCUUUAACAACUUUGGACGAUCAAUGUUUGCAGGAAUUGUGGACAGUUAUCUGCCAGACUUGGUUCUUCAGGGUGUUCAGGAAAAUGACUUUCGAGGAAGACUAUCAGCUGACCUAAAGCUUGCAUUGCAGCACUCAGUUGUGGAUGAUCCGGUCUCAGAAGCAGUGUGUAUCAUUGCUAACACCGAUAAAUGGACUUGUGAAGUUGUCUCCAUGAAAAAGAAUCGGAAACAGCCAACUUGCGAUCCCAUUCACCAUGAACAACAAGUAGAAGUAUCCAACUUAGUGUUAUCCAUGUUAUCUUCAGUCAGCGGCUUAUGGGACAUCAAAAUGUCGGCAGAGUUUUGUUUAAUGCAUUUGGAAGAUAAACUGAAAGAGAUAUAUCUGAAGAGCAAGGUAAUAACAGAGAGAUUGAGGGACAGACGAAAAGUAUUGACACGUGAUGAUCUCACAAAUAUGCUCAGUGUGGAUGACAACGAUGUACCUUUACUGCUGGCAGUAGCUGGUACCCAUGCCCCGCAGAGCAUAACACUUGUUGGCUGAGCAUGAAGUGUCACGCUUGAUAAGAUUCAAGUUGCCCUCAAGCGAUGCAUGUUACAUGCUUCGAUGUUAUUUCAACAUCAUCAUCAUCACCACCAUCUCCACACCAAUACCGCUGGAAUGUGUGUAUUCUGUGUUAUUCGACAGAAGGCAUACUGAAGCAGAAAUAUUCUCUGUGAAAUUGAAGACUUGUGUUACAUUCAGAUGUCAUCACGACAGAACCUCUACUAGCGUGACAUCAACCAUCAGGAGCUACUCACCACGAAGUAAAGUUAACUUGUCUGUGUGUAACUGAAGUCCUUAACUCAGAAGUGGAAUUUCCACGGGUUUUCAUUUAAAGUGUUCUUAACACAAAAACCAACCAUAAUCGUUAAAAAUGGAUCACUCUUCAGGAGUGGAACCUAGUACAUUGAAAAUAUUCAGCAGGAUUUGGAACAGAAUAGCUGGGGCAGAAAACUUGCGAGGAGUACUUUCAUGCUUUCGCAUAGGCAAAGAGGUUUUCUUUCUCUAUUUUCCUUUCCAGACAGUACACUUAGCAAAUCAUUUCACGCUCGAUUGAGUUUUCUCCUCUUACUGGGAGAAUUUGUUGGUAGAGGAUACGUUUUUACAUGCAUGGUACCUCGCAGAAAACUUGUCGACACAACUUGAUCACAAGCCACGCUUAUAAAGUUACAAAAUCACUAUUCGCUAUGGUUUAUUCCAUCGAAAGUAGUCUUACCCAUGUGUUUCACGAGAUAAUAUUUUUUUUUGUAACAGAAAAAGAACAGUAUUAAGAUCUUCGCUUACUUUCACUGUUUGACAAAUUCACCCUACUGUUUACUGUCAAUUCUCUUCCUAUGGAAGAAACUAUCCUCUUUUUCUUGCUUGCCGGACGAAAAUUUUUAGGAGAAGAGUAAAUUAUAAACCACGCCGCUCAUAUUUAUUACUAAAUACAGCUAUUUUCGAAGCGGCCUUCUGUUAAAUCGUAUAAUUUUAUCUUAAAUAAAUGUUGAGA
Molecule: messenger RNA, 4335 nt
Organism: Pocillopora verrucosa
Lineage: Eukaryota; Metazoa; Cnidaria; Anthozoa; Scleractinia; Pocilloporidae
Product: folliculin-interacting protein 1
Cellular component (GO): cytoplasm
Molecular function (GO): protein-folding chaperone binding; ATPase inhibitor activity
Source: RefSeq, a predicted model, not a curated record